AUGGCCUCUUCAUCAGUUGGAUAUACAGAACGCAUUCUUACACAGGGACUUGGAAGAAGAUGUCUUCAUGCAGCAACCAACUGGAUACAAGCUUUGCUUAAAGAAUUGGGAAUUUUUAUUUCUGAAGCACAACACCUGUUAUGUGACAACAUUGGUGCAACUUAUCUUUCGGCUAAUACUGUUUUACACUCACGGACUAAACAUGUGGAUCUUGAUUAUCAUUUUGUUUGUGAUUGUGUCGCUAACAAAACUCUCACUGUCUCCUUUGUCCCAAGUAAGGAACAAAUUGCAGAUAUUUUCACAAAGCCGCUCUCCUUGGCACGAUUUGCUCUUCUACGUUCAAGCCUCACCAUUCUAUCGGUGCCUCUUGAAACGCAGGGGAAUAUUAGAGCACAUGGACCUGCCUUAGAGGAUACCACCUCACAAGCCACGUCCUCCACGUCCUCUGCACAUUCGUUUGGUACUACAGACUAUGAUGAUCCUAUGGAGGCUUUAACACGAUUGAAACAAGUGUCUUCUGUGGCUAUCUACAAAGCACAGUUUGAAACUUUGUCCAAUAGACUGAAGGGUCUGCCAGAAAAGCAUAAACUGAGCUGUUUUAUGAGUGGUCUUAAAGAUGAGGUUAGACUACCUGUAAGAAUGCUAAAUCCUAUAAAUCUUAAUGCUGCUUUUGGUCUUACUAAGAUCCAGGAGGAGUAUAUUUUGGCAUCAAGGAAAUCUUGGAGAAAUAAUACAGCAUUGCCUGUUAAGAGUCAUGGGGAAACUGUGGAGGAUAGUUCCAAGUUUCAGAAGAAUGGAAUGCCAACAAAGAGAGUUUUUUCUUCACAAAUGGAUGAGAAGAGGAAGAAAGACCUCUGUUAUCACUUUGAAGAAAAAUGGAAUCCUAAUCAUGUGUGCAAGAAUCCCAAGGUUUAUUUGAUCCAUGCCGAUGAUGAAGGUCCCCAGCCUGUUCUUGAAGAAUCUGUGAUCGUGGAGGAGGUGGAGGUUUGUGGUGAUAGUGAAGGGACUUUAGAAGUUUCUGUUAAUGCCAUUUCUGGGUGCAAUAAUGGCAAUGCUAUGAGGCUGCAUGGUAGUAUUGUCCCUUGUUCUGUCGAGAUUCUUAUUGAUUCUGGAAGCACACAUAACUUCUUGGAUCCUUUGGUGGUCCAAGAAGCUAAACUGAAUGUCAGGAAAGACUACAGUUUGCAAGUGAGGGUGGCCAAUGGUGAUAAAAUUUUGAGCCAGGGAAGGGGUGAAGAAUUAAUCAAGAUCCAAGGUUCAAAAUUUUCUGUCCCCUUUCAUGUGUCAACCUUGGGGGGAUGUGAUAUAGUUCUUGGAGUUCAGUGGUUGAGAACCUCAGGCUCCAUUACUUGGAACUUUAUUGAUAUGUCAAUGAGUUUUGAGUGGGGUGGUCAGAUGAUUAAGUUGCAAGGGUUGAAUUCUGCAAGUGUUCUCAUGAUGUCAGGAACUAUGUUAAUGCCUGGGGAGCAACAGAAGACUGAAGUUUGUUCUGAAGGACCAAUGGCUGAGUUGCUUAAAGAAUUUGAGGAUGUUUUUGCCGAACCUGUGGGAUUGCCACCAAGAAGAGAUUUCGAUCACCCAAUCAACCUGAAGGAUGGAGUUUCUCCUGUUUCAGUUCGACCUUACAGGUAUCCUCAUUAUCAGAAAUCUGAAAUAGAGAAAAUUGUCCAUGAAUUGCUGCAAACUGGUGUAAUAAGACCCAGCCAAAGUCCAUUUUCUUCACCAGUGUUAUUGGUUAAGAAGGCUGAUGGGACUUGGCGUAUGUGUAUAGACUAUAGAGCCCUUAAUCAAGAAACCAUUAAAGAUAAAUUCCCAAUACCUGUCAUUGAUGAACUUCUUGAUGAAUUAUUUGGAGCUCAGAUUUUUUCCAAGUUGGAUUUAAGGGCUGGAUAUCAGCAGAGUCGAGUAAGGGAGAGGGAUAUUCAGAAGACAGCAUUUCGAACUCAUGAAGGCCAUUAUGAGUUCUUGGCAAUGCCAUUUGGGCUUACCAAUGCUCCGGCCACCUUUCAAGGAUUGAUGAAUCACAUUUUCAAACCUUUUUUGAGAAAGUUUGUUUUGGUCUUUUUCGAUGACAUUUUGGUGUACAGCAUAAAUGUUGUUGAUCAUUUGUUGCAUGUAGAAACUGUGUUGGGCAUCCUGAGGCAACACACACUCUAUGCAAAGAUGUCUAAAUGUAAGUUUGGGGUGCAUGAAAUAGAGUACUUGGGCGACAUUAUUUCGGGGAAAGGGGUACAAACUGAUGCUGCCAAGACAACAGCCAUGUUGUUGAAAACAGCUGUGAGCAAUCCUCCUGUGUUGAGGUUACCAGAUUUCACCAAAGUAUUCACCAUUGAGUGUGAUGCUUCUGGUGUGGGCCUUGGGACAGUUUUGAUGCAAGAUUCGCAGCCCAUUGCCUUUUAUAGCAAAGCCUUAAAGGGAAAAGCACUACUUUUGUCUACCUAUGAGAAAGAGCUUUUAGCUCUAGUGUCUGAUGUCCAGAGAUGGAGACCUUACUUAUUGGGCCAUCCCUUUAAAAUCAAAACUGAUCAACAGGCAUUGAAGUUUUUGGUGGAGCAGAAGAUUGGCACUGAAUCACAGCACAAGUGGGUGUCUAAACUGAUUGGUUAUGACUUUUCAGUUAAUUACAAGAAAGGCAAGGAGAACUUGGUGGCUGAUGCUCUCUCAAGAAGAAAUGAGGAAGAACAAGCAGCGCUUGCAAUGAUUUCCUUUCCAACUCCCUUGUGGAUUGAAGAGUUGAAAGAAAGUUAUUCCUUAUGUUCUAAAUUUUCUAAAAUUGUGACUAAGUUGCAGCAAGGUGAGGAGGCACCUAAACAUUUUUCUAUUCAACAAGGGUUGUUGCUGAGGAAAGGGAAGUUGGUGGUCAUUCCUUCUUCUUCAUUCCAUUCUAAGAUUCUGCAGUUCAUCCAUAAUAACCCACAGGCAGGUCAUGUGGGGUAUCAUAAGACUCUACAAAGGGCAAGGAGAGAUUUUUGGUGGGAAGGCAUGAGAAAUGAUGUGAGAAGAUUGGUGAAAGAAUGUGAGAUGCAAGGAGUUUCUUUGGAUUUCAAUUCUUCUUACCAUCCUCAGUCAGAUGGUCAAACAGAAGCCUUGAAUAAAUGCUUGGAAGGGUACUUAAGGUGUUAUUGCAGUCAAAAGCCAAAGGAAUGGACUUCAUGGUUACCAUUUGCUGAGUGGUGUUACAACACUACUAUGCAUUCUUCCAUCAAAAUGUCCCCAUUUGAAGCUCUUUAUGGGUAUGCUCCCUCGAAACUGAUGGCUUAUGUAUCAGGUACUUGUGCUAAUGAUGUUGUUGAUAGGCAGCUUAAAUCAAGGGAAGAAUUGUGGGGUUUAUUGAGAGAUAAUAUGAAGAAGGCACAGCAGAGGAUGAAAUUCUAUGCUGACAAAAAUAGAAGUGAAAGAUCUUUUGAAGAGGGUGAUUGGGUCUUCUUAAGACUCCAGCCUUAUAGACAGAAGUCAGUGGCAAUGAGGCAUAACAUGAAGCUAGCUCCAAGAUUUUAUGGGCCCUCCAGAUUGUGA
This is a messenger RNA of Juglans microcarpa x Juglans regia, 3516 nucleotides long. RefSeq lists its product as uncharacterized. Bases 1 to 3516 code for a protein of 1171 amino acids. Gene Ontology annotation, molecular function: nucleic acid binding. The record is from RefSeq and is a predicted model, not a curated record. The transcript is spliced from 6 exons. NCBI's taxonomy places the organism in Eukaryota, Viridiplantae, Streptophyta, Magnoliopsida, Fagales, Juglandaceae. Gene Ontology annotation, biological process: DNA integration.